AACAACCCUAAUAUUGGUUUAUGAUUUUCAGUGAAACCAUGUUUAGCAACAGGAGGGGGCUGAUUAGACAUAAAAAACAUGACGGCCCAUGCAAGGCCCAUAACAUUAUCGACAAAUGUUGGCGAUGCGACCCCAAAUGGGCCGACAACCGUCAAAAAAUUGCCGGGUGUGUCCAAGGGUUUGGACACAAUACUGUCGGCGGGAAAGGUGGCAAAGUCUACAUUGUCACCAACCCCGCCGAUGGUGACGUGAUGAACCCUAAACCGGGUACCCUACGCCAUGCAGUCCUCCAACCCGAACCACUAUGGAUCAUUUUCGCGGGCCACAUGAAUAUUAGGCUCUGCCGCGAGCUUCUUUUUACGAGCCACAAGACCAUCGAUGGCCGCGGGUUUCACAUCCACAUCGCGGGUGGGGCCGGGUUCAUGUUACAAAAUAUUAAAAAUGUCAUCAUCUUCAACAUCCAUAUGUAUGAUAUCUCACCAGCUAAGGGUGGCAUGAUAAGAUCAUCCCCUCAUCAUGUUGGAAUUAGAGGAGCAAGUGACGGUGACGCCAUUUGCAUAUUCGGGUCUACUGACAUAUGGAUCGAUCAUUGCUCGUUCGCGGGCUCAUACGAUGGCCUCAUUGAUAUCGUUGCGCGUUCCACCGAUAUCACCAUCUCGAAUAACCAUUUCGUUAGACACGAUAAGGCUUUGUUAUUUGGUGCAAGCGACGAGACCCCGGAUGAAAACAUGAGAGUCACGCUCGCUUACAACCACUUUGGAAAAGGACUUACGCAACGACUGCCAGCGGUGCGAUGGGGGUUUGUUCAUGUCGUGAACAACGACUACACGAUGUGGAAGUGCUACGCGAUUGGAGGUGCAAAAGGGGCGACGAUCAUCAGCCAGGGGAACCGCUUCAAAGCGGAACACGGUGCAGUCAAGGAAGUGACUCACAGAAACUUUGCAGAGAAAUCAGAAUGGUGUAAGUGGACAUGGAGAUCAGAGGGAGACCUGAUGCUAAAUGGAGCAUUCUUUGUUAUGUCAGGAAACCCUAAUUGGGCAGCAGCAUACAAGGGUUACCCAUUGUUGAAACCGGAACCGGCUCAUAGGGUUCAUGAGCUCACCAACUUUGCGGGUGCCACCCUCGGAUGCCGAGUAGGAUUACCAUGUUAAUUAUUAAGGUUUGAUUAAGAGUUGUUGAUGGAUUUGUUAGAUUGUAGCUUUGAUGCAUAUAUAUAUAUGUAUGUAUUGUAUAUAUAGGAAGGUUAAUCCUCUAAGAACAAGAUUCAGAAUUUGUACA
Helianthus annuus (common sunflower) is the source of this 1278-nucleotide messenger RNA. Its product is annotated as pectate lyase. Gene Ontology annotation, molecular function: pectate lyase activity. The coding region runs from base 21 to 1151 and encodes 376 amino acids. The transcript has 2 exons. The record is from RefSeq and is a predicted model, not a curated record. NCBI's taxonomy places the organism in Eukaryota, Viridiplantae, Streptophyta, Magnoliopsida, Asterales, Asteraceae.